This is a messenger RNA of Physeter macrocephalus (sperm whale), 3188 nucleotides long. It is a transcript of the gene DCT, whose product is annotated as dopachrome tautomerase. Gene Ontology annotation, cellular component: melanosome. The transcript has 8 exons. Bases 272 to 1894 code for a protein of 540 amino acids. NCBI's taxonomy places the organism in Eukaryota, Metazoa, Chordata, Mammalia, Artiodactyla, Physeteridae. The record is from RefSeq and is a predicted model, not a curated record. Gene Ontology annotation, molecular function: oxidoreductase activity; dopachrome isomerase activity. Gene Ontology annotation, biological process: ventricular zone neuroblast division; melanin biosynthetic process from tyrosine; positive regulation of neuroblast proliferation.
UCCGUCAAUUGACUCAGACAAAGCCUGAUUUCACUGGGGAAGGCGGUGAGAAGCGCUGCCCUCAUUAAAUCUGGCCAUUAGAGGUGCUUCUAACGGAAUUAACGUUGUUUUAGUGGUCUGAGUCCUAUAAAGGAGUCUGUGCAUGUGCACACAGGCAGGUUCUGUAAUUUUUGUGGGUCUUUUUUUCAAGAGGAGAGGAAUAGAACGCGAAACAAAAAUACACCCCCGCAAACCGCAAAUCCCCAAAGAACAAAAAUCAAAAACCGGGUGAAUGCUCAAGAGUGGAAGACAAGGAGCAAGCAGGAGAGAGGCGAGAGAGAGUCCUCCCGAUUAUAAAGGCAUGAGCCCCCUGCGAUACGGGCUUCUGCUCGGCUGCCUGGGCUGUGCGCUUCCGCCGCGGGUGCGGGCGCAGUUCCCCCGGGUCUGCAUGACGGUGGGCAGCCUGCAGGCCAAGGAGUGCUGCCCGCCGCUGGGCGCCGACACGGCCGACGUCUGCGGCUCUCGGGAGGGCCGGGGCCAGUGCGCGGAGGUGCAGACCGACACCAGGCCCUGGAGCGGUCCUUACGUCCUGCGCAACCAGGACGACCGAGAGCGGUGGCCACGGAAGUUCUUCGAGCGGACCUGCAGGUGCACAGGGAACUUCGCCGGCUAUAACUGUGGAGACUGCAAGUUUGGCUGGACUGGCCCCAACUGCGAUCAGAAGAAACCCCUGGUUGUCCGGCAGAAUAUCCACUCCUUGACCCCUCAGGAGCGGGAGCAGUUCUUGGGCUCCUUAGACCUCGCAAAGAACACGCCGCAUCCUGACUACGUGAUCAGCACGCAACACUGGCUCGGCCUGCUCGGGACCAACGGGACCCAGCCACAGAUCGCCAACUGCAGCAUUUAUGAUUUCUUUGUGUGGCUCCAUUACUACUCCGUUCGAGAUACAUUAUUAGGACCAGGGCGCCCAUACAAGGCCAUAGAUUUCUCACACCAAGGCCCCGCCUUCGUUACCUGGCACCGCUACCAUUUGUUGUGGCUGGAAAGAGAGCUCCAGCGCCUCACUGGCAAUGAGUCCUUUGCUUUGCCCUACUGGAACUUUGCCACCGGGAGGAAUGAGUGUGACGUGUGUACAGACCAGCUGCUUGGGGCCGCAAGACAAGAUGAUCCGACUCUGAUUAGUCAAAACUCCAGAUUCUCCAGCUGGGAAAUUGUCUGUGAUAGCUUGGAUGAUUAUAACCGCCGGGUCACCCUGUGUAAUGGAACCUACGAAGGUUUGUUGAGAAGAAAUCAAGUGGGAAGAAACAGUGAGAAAUUGCCAACUUUAAAAGACAUACAAGAUUGCCUGUCUCUCAAGACGUUUGACAAUCCUCCUUUCUUCCAGAACUCUACCUUUAGCUUCAGGAAUGCCCUGGAAGGAUUUGGUAAAGCAGACGGGACCCUGGACUCUCAAGUGAUGAACCUUCAUAAUUUGGUUCAUUCCUUCCUGAACGGGACAAAUGCUUUGCCACAUUCUGCUGCCAACGAUCCUGUUUUUGUGGUCCUUCAUUCCUUUACUGAUGCCGUUUUUGACGAGUGGAUGAAAAGAUUCCAUCCCCCUGCGGGUGCCUGGCCUCAGGAGCUGGCACCCAUUGGUCACAAUCGGAUGUAUAACAUGGUUCCUUUCUUCCCUCCGGUGACUAAUGAGGAGCUCUUUUUAACUGCAGACCAGCUUGGCUAUAGCUACGCCAUCGAUCUGCCAGUUGAAGAAACUUCAGAUUGGACCACAACCCUCUCGGUGGUUAUGGGGAUGCUGGUGGUUUUGGUUGGUCUUUUUGCACUGCUGCUUUUCCUUCAAUAUAGAAGACUUCGAAAAGGAUACACACCCUUAACGGAGACACAAUUAAGCAACAAGAGAUACACAGAAGACGCCUAGAUGCUCACACCUUACCCUAGAGAAGAGGCUGGCCAAGGCUUAGUUCUGACCCUGACAGUGAGCAAACUAAUCUCACUGUUUUUCCUUUCAUUGACGAUCUUUGGCGUAGCUCCUCCUGUUGUGGUGAUGAUCCCAAAUACAGAAGAUGCUUAGCUGUAGUUUCUGGUUUGCUUUGUUUAUCUAACAGACAAGCUAAAGUGCUCGAGGGUGUCUCUACCAUCAAACAAAGGUAGAGCUGAUGAAGAUUGGUGGUAUUUGGUAAUAAUUCCUCAUAUUGAUUAAGCCUCCUCGUGUUCUGAGAGCACCCCAAAAAUCGAUAGAGUGGAUUCAUUGAAAUUUGCAGGUCAGUGUAAUUUGAGAGCUGGACAAGAUCAUGGUUACAUCUUUCUCAGCCCACACGUCUUCAUUUGUAAAGGGUUGGGGGCAGGAAGGUGCAGGUGCUACAGGAGUCUCCAAGGUCUCUUGUAGGUGUAAACAUCUAUGAUUUUAGGUGCCUUCUGGAUCAUCCUCCUGAGGCUUCCUUUUCUUCUUUUCUCUUGUUCUCUCCAGCCUUUAAAAUGGCCUUGAAGAUGAAAAUAGGCCUUAUUUUCCAUACAGGAUGGAGAAUGAAUGAAUGAAUGAAUGAAUGAUCAAUUUGGUUCUCUUUUAUAAAUUAGACUUUACAGAGUUUAUGAAGAGUCUGCAGUUCUUAACAGCAGAGCUAUCACCAGAGUCAAUAGCUGAAUAAACAUUGAUCCUAUAGUGGUAAAUGAAUAGAUGAGGGAUUAAAUUAAUUUAAAUUAAUCUGGUUGAUUAAUAUACUGUUUCGAACUUAUUAACAAAUAUAGAGUCACUCUUUCCAGGAAAGUCUGACUGGAGAAGGCUGGUGAGCCUAUAAUCCUGAACAUGAGACAAUUGGAGAGUUCCACUGCUUUGAGGGCUCAUUUGGGUGACCCCACACCAAUUCCUUUGCUAGGGAGCCUCAGAUGAAAACUUAUUCACGCAUUUGGCUUUUUUUUGUGUGUGUGUGGUACGCGGGCCUCUCACUGCUAUGGCCUCUCCCGCUGCGGAGCACAGGCUCCGGACGCGCAGGCUCAGCGGCCACGGCUCACUGGCCCAGCCGCCCCGCGGCAUGUGGGAUCCUCCCGGACCGGGGCACGAACCCGUGUCUCCUGCAUCGGCAGGCGGACUCUCAACCACUGCGCCACCAGGGAAGCCCGGCUUAUUUUUAAGAGUUGACUUUAAGUUCAUUAAUGCUGCCCUGUACUGCCGUUACUUACAAAUGCUGAGUCUUAUCAUUUAAAAGCAAACCAUC